Messenger RNA from Manihot esculenta (cassava), 972 nucleotides. Its product is annotated as protein SHORT HYPOCOTYL IN WHITE LIGHT 1. The transcript has 4 exons. The record is from RefSeq and is a predicted model, not a curated record. Gene Ontology annotation, biological process: negative regulation of photomorphogenesis; regulation of abscisic acid-activated signaling pathway. NCBI's taxonomy places the organism in Eukaryota, Viridiplantae, Streptophyta, Magnoliopsida, Malpighiales, Euphorbiaceae. The coding region runs from base 37 to 633 and encodes 198 amino acids.
UCUUCAUUUUAUUCUAUUGCUAAAAAAAAAUAAAAAAUGGCAGCGGCCAUAGCCUCGUCACCAUGCGCCUCUCUCGCUUUCAGACCCACGAAGCUCAUCCACUCCUCACUCUCCCAAGCUCCAAAGCUCUCAUGCCCACUCCAAUGCUUUCGCUUCCUUCACCUCACCGCCCCUUACAAGGAUCCUACAAUCACCGUUUGCCGUGGAAAGUUGGAUGGCUCGGCUGGUGAAGACCCUGAUGAGAUUGGUGGUGAAGUGUACUUCGAUGAUAAUGACUUGAUUGAGGACGAGAGCGAUGAUGAUGAGACAGAGAGCAGUAUCGAUUUGUUUAUUAGAUUCUUUCAAAGCAUGUUCAAGAAGAUCUCUAAGCGUGCCAAGAAGGCUUCUCGCUCGAUUUUGCCCUCAGUCAUAUCACCCCAAUUGGUGUCUUUCGCUGUUGACGGGGUUCUGCUUUUGGCUUCACUUUCUAUUGUCAAAGCAUUUCUUGAGGUGGUUUGCACCCUUGGUAGCACUGUCUUUGCAGUGAUCCUGCUUCUGCGUGUAAUAUGGGCAGCCAUUUCAUACUUCCAAUCAAAUGGGACCACUUUUAAUCGGGGUGGAAGUUCGUUUGGAGGCACACAGCCAGUGGCAUAGGAUUCCUAGUGGUCGGAACACUAAUGGAUCUCCUCGCCAAACGUGAUUGUUUUGGCAUGCGACAAGUGGAAUAAUUUACAUAAGAUCAUGUAUAAUUGUGAAUAGGAAGUGUAAAUUUGAGGGAGUUCUUCAAAGUCCAUUUUAAAUAAUUUGACUUGCUUGUACCUAAUAGGCUAUGGAUUUAGAUCAGAGUUGUUCUGCAGCAGUUAAUGCCACCCGACUUGUAAUCUUGCUUGGAUACAGGAAUACCUUUGAUAACUUUAAUUGCAGGAUAUUACCAGUGCAUAAUUGCUAUUUGCUAGUACUAUUAGGCAAUUGCAUUGCCUGUUAAUGGUGUCA